ACAGAACAAAACAAGAAAGAUAAGCCAACAUGGCAAGUAGCAUUUCAGAAACACCUCUCUUACUCGCAACUCAUGAUGAUAAUGGAAUACACAACACAGAGAGAUGGUGGAACAAAAUCUUGGACGUAGAUGAAGCCAAACAUCAACUCAUGUUUUCACUGCCAAUGAUUCUUACAAACUUAUUCUAUUACUUAAUCACUUUGGUUUCUGUUAUGCUUGUUGGUCAUCUUGGUCAGCUUCAAUUAGCCGGUUCUACUCUCGCUAAUUCAUGGUUCAGUGUCACCGGCGGCGCUCUUAUGGUUGGUUUAAGUGGUGCGCUAGAAACACUAUGUGGGCAAGGAUUUGGUGCAAAGGAAUAUCACAUGUUGGGAAUUUAUCUACAAGGCUCAUGCAUUAUAUCUUUUAUUUUUUCAAUCAUUAUAUCCAUUAUCUGGUUCUAUACAGAACACAUUCUAGUGUUUCUUCAUCAAUCACAGGACAUUGCUAGAACAGCAGCACUCUAUAUGAAGUUUCUUGUACCAGGAUUAUUCGCAUAUAGCAUCUUGCAAAACAUGUUGAGGUUUCUACAAACACAAUCUGUCGUCAUGCCACUGGUUAUACUUUCUGCUAUUCCAGCAUUGCUUCAUGUGGGAAUUGCUUAUGGAUUUGUUGAAUGGACAGGUUUGAAUUUCAUAGGUGGACCUAUUGCAGCUUCUAUUUCACUGUGGAUAUCAAUGGUAUUGUUAGGUUUAUAUGUCAUGUAUGCAAACAAGUUUGAGAAUACAUGGACAGGAUUUUCAAUGCAAUCAUUUCAUUACUUGUUUACAAACAUGAAAUUAGCUCUGCCUUCUGCAGCAAUGGUGUGUUUGGAGUAUUGGGCUUUUGAAAUUAUGGUUUUCCUAGCUGGAUUACUGCCUAACUCACAAAUAACAACUUCAUUGAUUGCAAUAGGUGCAAACACAGAAUUAUUUGCUUACAUGAUCACUUAUGGUCUUAGUGCAGCUGCAAGCACAAGAGUUUCCAAUGAAUUGGGAGCAGGCCAACCAGAAAGAGCUAAACAUGCAAUGAUAGUCUCUCUAAAGCUCUCUCUUUUCCUUGGAUUCGGGUUUGUUUUGUUACUUGUAUUUGGUCAUGAUAUAUGGAUUCAGCUGUUCAGUAAUAGUCCUAUUAUCAAAGAGGAGUUUGCUUCAAUAACACCCUUUCUUGCUAUUUCCAUACUACUAGAUUCUGUCCAAGGUGUCUUAUCAGGAGUGGCUAGAGGAUGUGGUUGGCAGCAUUUGGCUGUUUAUGUCAACCUUGCAACUUUUUAUCUCAUUGGUUUACCAAUUUCAUGUCUCCUUGGAUUUAUGACCAACUUGCAAUACAAGGGUUUAUGGAUCGGUCUGAUUUGUGGCCUUGUAUGUCAAACCGGAACACUCUUACUUUUGACAUGGCGUAUCAAAUGGACUAAAUUGAAUCUCUCCGGGGACAAAGAUAAAGACUAGACUAUUGUUGUUUGAAAACUGAAUGUCUGCCAAUCAGAAUUAAAUAAGUUUGUGUUUGGAACCACAAUGACAUCUGCGUCAGAUACAUGGUGUUGUCUAAACUAUACAUGGUGUUUUCUUCAAACGUAGAAACAAACACAGGCUACAAAGAUGAUUACAUCUUGUAAUAAUCAUGAAUUUUGUAUAUAAAAUUAUGUUGUCCAAAAAUGUGCUUCCAAACAAAAAUACAUUUUUCUUUCUGUCAGAAAGUAUUCUUCCUCACAUUUACUAAUUUUCAUUUAUGACUGUUGCAGAUUCCAUUUA
Lathyrus oleraceus (garden pea) is the source of this 1766-nucleotide messenger RNA. RefSeq names its product protein DETOXIFICATION 18. The transcript has 7 exons. Gene Ontology annotation, cellular component: membrane. The coding region runs from base 30 to 1463 and encodes 477 amino acids. Gene Ontology annotation, biological process: xenobiotic detoxification by transmembrane export across the plasma membrane. NCBI's taxonomy places the organism in Eukaryota, Viridiplantae, Streptophyta, Magnoliopsida, Fabales, Fabaceae. Gene Ontology annotation, molecular function: xenobiotic transmembrane transporter activity; antiporter activity. The record is from RefSeq and is a predicted model, not a curated record.